GCCCACAUGACGUUUGCUCAGCACGCGCGCAGGUGGACGCUGGCCCUCCGCCACCGGUGAUUCCUGUUCUUAUUCUGUCCUGAACGGUGGACGGAGUGAUGGUGAGACAGGUGUUCAGGUCAGCAUCUUCUCCUCGGCAUCAUUAGUGUGAGAGGCGAGCGGAGGAGGAGAGAGAGAGAGAGAGAGCGGUGAGGUUUAAAAUGGCAGCUCGGAGUUAGUUGGCUUCUCGGCGGCGGGUGAAACCUGAGGAGCACCGGGAACUUUCACCGACAAGCCUGAGGAUUCUGUCAUCUGAACACCAUGGCGCACAACGACCGUAUGGCCAUCCUGGAAGACGACGAGGAGGAGUUGAAAAGGAAUGAAGCCAUUUCUGAUGACUUUAACCGUGUCCACUUGGAGGUUCACCAGGGUGACCCUACCUCUGUGCCACCACCUGAACCUGGUGACCCCGACUCGGAAAAACCACCCAAUCCCUUCUCCAAACGUCAGCUGGGCUGCUGUGAGCACAUGUUCCUCCGAAUCAACCGCUACCUUCUGGUCUCCAAAGUGUUCUACUUCUUCUUCUACGCUGCCUAUGGCUCACUGCACCCUUUGCUAGCUGUGUUCUAUAAGCAGCUGGGGAUGAAUCCUUUCCAGUCCGGCUUGGUGGUGGGGAUCCGCUACUUUAUUGAGUUCUGCAGCGCCCCCUUUUGGGGCAUUGUGGCAGACCGGUACAGGAAGGGCAAAGCCGUGCUGCUGUUCUCCGUUUUCUGCUGGUUGGUGUUUAACUGUGGGAUCUGGUUCGUGAAACCAGCUUCAAUGAGCUGCAGAUUGGAGAACCAGAUCACAACUACGAAUUUGGCUACAACUGUCGCUGCCACUAAUGGGACAUUAGCACCAAUCGUAGUUUCUACCAAUAGGACGUUUAGCUUCAAUAUGGCGUCUACUAACGGGACUGUAGCUCCAUCUGUAAUUUCACCCAAUAGGACUGGAGCAGCCAUUUUGCCUAAUUCAUCAGCUAAUCACACAAGGCAGCACAGAGACCUGAUUGGACAUUUCUCCACCUUAUCCCUGCUGUCGUCCAAUCAGGAAUCCGCCUUCAGUUCUCAGCACAGAUUCCAGCGAGACACUAAUGUUAGCGUUAGCAUAGCUUCAGGUGUUCAGAUCACUACUGCAGGAUCUGAGCAGACUUUUACCACACACACUCAGUCCCCAACCUCGCAUAACAUGAGCUCCACCUCCACACCUCCAAACCACAGCACCACCACAUCACCCAAACCUCCUGUCAACUACAACCCCGACCAAGUGCAGGCCAUCUUCCUUCUUAUCCUGCUGAUCGUCAUCAUCGGAGAGUUCUUCAGCGCACCAGCAGUCACCAUUGUAGACACGGUGACCCUGCAGUACCUGGGAACACACCGGGACCGCUAUGGGCUACAAAGGAUGUGGGGUUCUCUGGGUUGGGGGUUGGCCACACUGGCUGUGGGCAUCUGGAUUGACCACACCCACAGCUUCUACCCCAUCGAUAGCGACUCCAACUGCUCCCUGCCCAAAUACAGGAACUACACGAUCGCCUUCGUCGUCUUUGGUGUGUUCAUGGUGGCAGCACUAAUCGUCGCCAUGCAGUUCCGGUUUGAGGUGCAGCGUUCUGAGGAGCAGACGGGCAGCGAGGCAGGUGGGCUAGAUGGUACGGUGCCCCCUGCUGGUCAGGACUUUGGCUACAUGGAGCUGUUGCGGCUUUUGUGUGGCGUGCGCUACAGCACAGUGCUGUUUGUCGCCUGGUUCAUGGGCUUCGGCUACGGCUUCGUCUUCACCUUCCUCUUCUGGCACCUGCAGGACCUGAACGGCACACUCACACUGUUUGGAGUGUGUUCCAUGCUGAGCCACCUGUCCGAGCUCACCGCCUACUUCACCAGCCACAAACUGAUCGAGCUGGUGGGUCAUAUCAGAGUGCUGUAUAUCGGCCUGGCGUGUAACACAGCUCGCUAUCUGUACAUCUCGUACCUGCACAACGCCUGGACUGUGCUGCCUAUGGAGGUGCUGCAGGGUGUGACCCAUGCUGCAGUAUGGGCGGCGUGUAUCUCGUACCUCAGCGCCGCUGUACCUGCUGCUCUCCGCACCUCGGCUCAGGGAAUCCUGCAGGGUCUCUACCUGGGCCUGGGCAGGGGCUGCGGCGCCAUGCUGGGGGGCAUCCUGGCCAACUCCUUUGGCCCCGCUGAGACGUUCAGGGCGAUUGGAAUGGCUUCACUCAUCAUCCUACUGUUCUUCGCCUUCAUCCAGAGUGUCACUGAGAAAGACAAGGACAAGGAGGACAAGAUGCUGGCCGAGAACAUCCCUGUCCCCUCCAGCCCAGUCCCCAUAGCAACCAUCGAACUGAUAACAAACUCUGAGGUCAUGACGCCGAGUGUCCACCAGGAGCCGAAACGGCCGGCCCAGAAAACCCGGCACCAGGAGGAGCAGGAGGACGACGCUAAACCUGCCUGGGCUCUCAGCGUGUCGCCGUUUGUUACCAUCGCCUUCGUUCUUGUCCAGAUGAGAGAAGUGAUUGUCAUAAGGAAGGCACACACGCACACUGAGGUCCAGCCCCUACAGGACCCAGAUAAUUGUUCUCCAAACUCGCAGGAUGCAAAUUCCCCUCCUGGGUCUUGUGUGAGCGCAGCGCAUACUGAAGGAUCUCCCCGGGGAACACACACCCUGCCGGACAGGGCGUCGUCUCUGGAGGGCUCCACAUGAACAAAGCUCACACAUGCGCGCAUGCAGACUUUAACUCCACAAUGACCAUGAAGGAUUCUUUUUAUAUGUUUAUUUUAAAAAUGGAGAGUAUUUAGUGUGGCACACCGUGUCAAGCUGCACCUUGAGUUCUGGGCGUGUGCCGAUAAUCAUGUACACCAGCAUGUUCAGAAACCUUAUCAUUUUAUCAAGAUCAUAUUGUAAACCAUGAUGAGCUGUUAUUGUGAUCUGGCGCUUGACACUGGCACACAUCUGGUGUGCCCUGUGUUUGGGUGUGGUUGUAAGGUAUUUUUGUAAUUUUAAUGUCCGAUAUCACUUAAAGAAUGGUGUCUUUGAUUUAGUUUAUUAACGUUUACACUGCAGCGCUGUUGAAUUCUGGACUGUGAUUGGUCAGAAGGUGUCUGUAACAGCAGCUCUGACAGUAGCGCAGGGUUUUAUUGGUGUAACUCGGUCCACAUAAACGGAUCAGAAAAGACGGUAAUGAGGUGUUUUAUUUAAAAUUAAUGGAAGGAGUCUUCUGUGUCAGCGGUAAAGCUGUAACUAAGUUUUCUGACAUCUUCAGGACAGAGGAGUUUACACUUCGUUGUGGUUUCUAAGUAACACGGCAUGCGUAAAGAGAAACUGGUGAGGGAAUGACUGUUUAUAGCUGCUGUAACAUAAGAGAAGCGGAACUAACUUGGUUCACGUUCCACAACGUUGUUACGAUAAAUGGUUAAUAAGAAAUAAGUAUGAUGCUCUUUUAUUAAGUAAAAAUAGACACUGCUGUUCCAGGAAAAUAAUCUUAUUUGGGGUGGUAACAGUAGCUCUGCUUCAUCACACAAGAUGGUACAUGGAGCUGUUUUCAUGAUGCUCCAAACAGUAAAUCUAAAAAGAAACAGUGGACUGUGUGUGUGUGUGUGUGUGUAGUAGGGAUGGAGGAGUCCAGUCCAAUCUCAAGACAUUAUUGAGAAGUACACUCACCAGCCAUUUUAGUAGGAACAUUGAUGCAUCCACCUGCUGUUUGGUGCAGGUCUCUAAUCAGCCGAUCCCUCGGCAGCAGCACGAUGCAUCAAAUCCCGCAGAUACAAAUCAAGAGCUUGAGUUAAUGUUCACAAUGUUCAAACAUCACUCCGAAUGGUGAAAAAUUGUGAUCUCACAGUGAAGUGUGACUUUCUUUCACUGUGGUAUGGGUGUUGGUUUGAGUAUUUCAGAAACUGAUGAUCUCCUGGGGUUUUCACACACAAGUCUUUAUACAGAAUGGUGCGAUAAACAGCGAGUGAGCGACAGUUCUGUGGGUGGGGGGGAAAAAAAAGCCUUGUUGACAAGAGGGUCAGAGGGAAAUGGACAGAUUGCUUCGAGGUUUGGUUUUUUUGCCAGAAAGGAAGGCUACAGUAACUCAUAUAAUCACUCUUUACAACCAUGGUGAGCAGAAAAGCAUCUCGGUAUGCAACAGCAGAAAACACAUUGGGUUCCGCUCCUGCAGCCAAGAACAGGGAUCUUAGGCCCAAUCCCAAUUCUAAUUUCUACCCCUUCCCCUCCGCCUUCCCCUUGGCCCUUCCCCUUGAAACUGAGCUACAAGGGCUAGGGCUUGAAAUUCAACCCUUACGUAUUGGGAUAGCCCUUCAACGAUCGCAUACGUCAUCGCGUACCUCCGUCAGCGUUUACGUUAGCAAAACGCGACGCGUCAUUGGCUGCGACCAGCCGCUACAGUCAGAGCCAGAAAUCUCUGCUGGCAGGGUGUGAUUUGUUAACUAACAACACCACUGAAUGGGAUAUCUUUGGCGCUUCGUGCACCACAUCCGACAGAAUGAGGUGUCAGAACACUCAUGUAAACAAUAAAAGCGAGAAUAACAGAACAAAACGUACGCAGUCAAGCAACCGAAAACAAUACUCACUCCCAAAGCUUUUUAGCAGCAGCUUGGAUUUCAGAAAUCGCUGCUCAUUCUCAGCUCGAAAGCGAAUCAAGCGGCGUUUCUCCUCUGGAUAACAACUUAAAACACGUAAAUAAUGGAGAAAAUACAUUUAUGACAAUCUUUCGCCACGGGAACCGCCAUCUUUCUGAAAUCCGCAUGAAAUCUCGCUGAAAUCCGCAUGGCAUUGUGGGAAAUCACUCAAACCCCUUCGUUCGGAGUCAGCUCCUGGAAAAUCUCCGUUUGGAGGGGUACAGAAGCCCUCCCCCUUCCCCUACCCCUCCGCGUUAACUGGGAUUGGGAUACCCCUACCCCUUCAUGUGAACGUGCAAAAUGGAGGGGAAGGGCCAAGGGGUUGGUCCAAGGGGUGAAAUGGGAUUCGGCCUUAGAAUCAACCACACGUUCCUAUUAAAGUGGACAUGGCCUUGAGUAUGAUGGAGAGUUUGUGAAAAUACUGUUUUGUUUUGUUUUUCUUAAGUUUGAUGAGAAGUAAUUCCUUCUUCUAGGAAACAGCCCAGUCACUCAGACGAUGCCCGAAUGAGGCCUAGUUAAAGUAAAGACUUGGCCUUGAAAAGGAUUUGAUCGUCUUUGACUCAGUUUUGCUUUUAUUUAACCCCUUUAAGAUUUAAUCUUGACCUGAUCUGAGUUAGAUCUCAAACUCCUCAACGACAGCUUUGACUACAGUCCGAAACCUGGCGUGAUGAAGGGGUUGGUCAUCUGAACGCAAAACACCUUCACCUUCACACAGGAUCUUCAAGCAAGUCCAGUUGCUCUCUUCAACCAACCACAGAUUACUAUGUACCUGGAUGACUGAGAUUCGUCACAGAUAUGUUUCUACGCGCUUUGGGAUGAGAUCCCUAUGAGAGGACUUCCAGAAAACUGGCAGACAUCUUAGCCAGAGAGGAUCGUUCAUUUUUGUCAACCUGGAACGACCACCGUUGAACAGAGGUGGGUGUCUAUGACAUCUUUUAUCAGCCACCUACAGUGCAGCCAUCAGCAUUCUGAUUCGAAUUCUAUGAUGAUCCAUGAGCGGAUAAAUACCGGAUACUCCCAAUUAGUCAGACAAAACUGAGGAAGCCUUUAGGAUGAGCGGCGAAACGUUUUCAAGAAUCUUCAAGCAAGUCCAGUUGCUCUCUUCAACCAACCACAGAUUACCUUCACACUUAACAUUUCUGUCCUGUUUGUACAAUGUUUCCUUUAAUGUAUGGACCAACUCAUGUCCUCACCGUGUGCUUUGAGGCUUUUUUUACGGAGUGAUAGUUUUACUCACUCUUUUGGGGGCUGUUACUGAUUAAGCCCAGAGGUUCUGAUGGUUCGAUCACCGGGUGCCACAGCCCAUCUACCACGAUGUAUAGUGUUGUGUGAUGUGACUGUCCACACUGUAAACAUUACUAUAUAUGUGUAGAAUAUAUAGAACAUAUUGUCACGACAUACACGCACAAACAUGCCCGUGGGCAUAUACACACACCCUUAAUGUCUACAGAAUGUCCCAUGGGAGAGCUAGUGGUAACAUCACCGUGGAAACUGGGUGUGGGUGGGGCCAGAUCUUCAUCAUCAGCCCAGAUGCACCACUGAGAUUUUUUUAAAAUGUCUUUAACAUCUUUGUUACACAUUUCAGCUGAUGAUAUAGAAAUCAAAGUCCAAAAGUUAAAAAAAAAAAAAGGGAGCAUUACAGUACGGAGUUAUGUACAGCUGUUGGGUUUGUUUUCUCUUUCAUUCAUGUCAAGCAAUGACAGAGAGAUAUUUAAAAGCAAGUAAGUGCUUGUGUACACGCACAAUGGUACGACGCUUACUUGUGUACUGUAGACUACUAUACAUAUAUACACCUACUGUGAGAUAUUAAUAGAAACUCAGCUUUUGUCUCUAUUCCUCUGUCCUGUGGAUGUAUGACGUAUAAGAGAGAGAUUUUCCAAAGGACGGUGAUCUGCUGCGCCACAGAGCCACUGGAGGCUCACAGCUCAGUCCAGGUGAUUUCUACCCUGAUGAGUCACAGUGUAGAUGUGAUGAGCUUCCUCCUGCUGAAUCUCUCUUCCUCUUCUCCAUCCCACAGUGUUUCUUCUCAUCAGUGCUCACUGAUGAAUAAAUAAACUAAACUAUA
Neoarius graeffei (lesser salmon catfish) is the source of this 6693-nucleotide messenger RNA. RefSeq names its product major facilitator superfamily domain containing 6a (gene mfsd6a). The transcript has 8 exons. The record is from RefSeq and is a predicted model, not a curated record. Gene Ontology annotation, cellular component: plasma membrane. Bases 301 to 2709 code for a protein of 802 amino acids. Lineage: Eukaryota; Metazoa; Chordata; Actinopteri; Siluriformes; Ariidae. Gene Ontology annotation, biological process: antigen processing and presentation of exogenous peptide antigen via MHC class I.